Messenger RNA from Magnusiomyces paraingens, 1575 nucleotides. RefSeq lists its product as uncharacterized. The transcript has a single exon. The coding region runs from base 1 to 1575 and encodes 524 amino acids. NCBI's taxonomy places the organism in Eukaryota, Fungi, Ascomycota, Dipodascomycetes, Dipodascales, Dipodascaceae. The record is from RefSeq and is a predicted model, not a curated record.
AUGAUUGUUUCAUUGUUCCAACCAAAGGCAUGGCUCUUUUGCAUGACCUUACUCAAAAUCACUUCAGUAUCUGCUCAACACGAAGGUUGUAGUUAUAGUUGUUUUGUUGCUCAAGAAGAAAUCAAAAACUGUGGAGAUGAUAAUUACUGUCUUUGUGGAGACUAUCACGGAAGAUUUCGUCUAAAUGCUCCUGUCUGUGGUAGUACUUCUUGUCCCAAAGAUGUUCGUCAAAGUAAUUUAGAGUCAAUGCUUCCAUAUUUCCAAAAAUGUGGUAUCAAUUAUUACACUGAUGACUUUGAUGUCACUGCUUCUUCAGUAUCUUCUGUUGAAAAUGGUGAGGUAUCUUCUUCAUCAGUUCCUGAAGAUGUUUCAAGUACUCCAUUAGGAGACGAAACUUCUUCUUCUUCUAUUGUUGAUGAAGUUUCAAGUACUUCUUUAGAAGGUGAACCUUCAUCCUCUUCUAUUGUUGAUGAAGUCUCAAGUACCUCUCUGGGAGACGAAACUUCUUCUUCGUCUAUUGCUGAUGACAUUUCAAGUACCUCUCUGGGAGACGAAACUUCUUCUUCGUCUAUUGCUGAUGACAUUUCAAGUACUUCUUUAGAAGGUGAACCUUCCUCUUCUUCUUCUUCUUCUUCUUCUGAUGAAGUCUCAAGUACCCCUCUGGGAGAUGAACCUUCAUCCGAAAUUUUAUCGUCUAGCUCAAGUGAAGUCAAUGAUAAUGGUGAAUCUUCAUUGUCUUCCACACCAUCUGGUAAUGAUGAUAGCACUUCUAUUGAAGGGAACUCUAAUAGCGAAACUUCCCCUGUUGUUGGUGGUGAAGAUCCAUCUGUGAGCACUGUUAUUGAUGGACCCAGCUCAUCUUCAUCAUCGGAUCCUGGCUCCAAUGGUGAUGGUGGAAAUAAUGAUAACAACAAUGGUGACUCAGGCUCUAAUUCUGGAGGAAAUGAUAAUAAUAAUGGUGGUAAUAAUGAUUCUGGCACUGGAUCUGGCACUGAUUCUGGCUCAGGAUCUGGUUCAGGAUCUGGCUCGGGAUCUGGUUCAGGAUCUGGUUCAGGGUCUGGUUCUGAUUCUGGCUCUGGUUCUAGCUCAGGUUCUGGUUCUGAUUCAGGUUCAGGUUCAGGUUCAGGUUCAGGUUCAGGUUCAGGUUCAGGUUCAGGUUCAGGUUCAGGUUCAGGUUCAGGUUCAGGUUCAGGUUCAGGUUCAGGUUCAGGUUCAGGUUCAGGUUCAGGUUCAGGUUCAGGUUCAGGUUCAGGUUCAGGUUCAGGUUCAGGUUCAAGUUCAAGUUCAGACUCAGGAAAUUCUAGUGGUUCUAGCGGUUCCAACAGCAGCAGUAGCUUUCGAGCUACUGGUACCACUACCACUACCACCGCAAUUUCUUCCAAGAAUACUGCAACAGUAUCAGGCACUAGUCUUACAGUACGGACAUCUACAUCAGGUGUAACUGCCACAUCAAGUGCAAGUUCUAUAGCUUCUUCGUCAGCUGCUCAAGCUAACGAUGCUUCUCAAAAGAAUUCUCACAUGUGGGGUGGUUCUUUAUUUGGAGCCGUUGCAGCAUUGGGAAUGGCCUUGUUAUAA